UGAAUUUUUAAAUUGUAAAACUCUCCUACCUCCUUCACAACCCAUUUUUUUUUCUUUCUUUCUGUUUUUUUAGUUUUAUUAGCUGCCUUUUUUUAAAAAAAGUAUCAUAUCAAUGUCUACAGCAGCAGUGACAAAGGAAAAUAACUUGCGUCAUUCACCACCUACUUCACCCAUGAUUCCAUCUCAAACUAUACAUCCUUACAUGAAGGACGAUGUUCCAAUAGGUCCACUGGAAAAGAACAAACGUAGUCGAGACGAAGAUGUUGAAUCCAAGGAAACUUGUAUAAAAUUCCAACAAUUAACUUGUGAUUCGUUUCCACAAUCACCACCACAAACACCGUUAGGGUCCGUUUCAAAGAAUAACGGGAAGGACGAUUUAGCAGAAGUUUCGACGCAUGUGGAUUUAUCUGAACCCAGCGAAAACCCAGUGGUGCCAGUGGAGAGAAAUGCAAAGCGAAGGUCGUCUGUCGAAUUAAAUUUAAAGAAUUUCACAUUGAUCAGGACGUUGGGCACAGGGUCAUUUGGUCGGGUGCAUCUAGCGAGAUCAAAUAUGAACCAACGAUUCUAUGCAAUUAAAGUGUUACGGAAGAUUGAUAUCGUCAGGUUGAAACAGGUCGAACACACCAAGCAUGAACGAGCCAUCUUGUCCAGUGUCAAAUAUACGUUUAUUGUGAAUCUAUGGGGUACUUUUCAAGACGAUGGUAAUCUUUACAUGGUGUUGGAUUAUGUUCCUGGUGGUGAAUUAUUCACCUUUAUGAGAAAGUGCAUCAAACUACAGGAAGACGUAGCUAAAUUCUACGCCGCCGAGGUUUUAUUGACCAUUGCUUAUCUUCAUACUCAGAACGUAAUUUACCGCGAUUUAAAACCAGAAAAUAUCUUGCUUGAUGCACAGGGUCACAUUAAAAUUACGGAUUUUGGGUUUGCUAAAAUUGUCCCGGAUAUCACUUGGACAUUGUGUGGCACACCAGACUACCUCGCACCGGAAAUCAUUCAAUCCAAGGGGUACGGCAAGGCAGUGGAUUACUGGGCACUUGGUGUUUUAAUUUAUGAAAUGUUGGCUGGUGUCGCACCAUUUUAUGAUGAUAAUCAAUUCAAGUUAUAUGAAAAGAUUGUAUCUUGUAAAGUCAGUUAUCCUAGUUACUUUAGUGAAGAAGCGGUAGAUCUAUUGAAGCAUUUGCUGACCCCGGACUUGAGUAGGCGGUAUGGUAACCUCAAGGGAGGACCCAAAGAUGUACUUGAUCAUCCUUGGUUCAAAUCUAUUGAUUUCCACAAAUUAGAAAACAGACAGAUAAAAGCACCGUAUAUUCCAGAUGUUAAAGGAGAAGGUGAUGCAAGUAAUUUUGAUAGCUAUGAAGAAGUUGCUUCAAAAUAUGGAGAAAAUGAACCCGAUCCAUAUCGUAAAUACUUUACGGAGUUCUAAUACUUUUUUUUUCUUCUUUACUUCUUAAGCAUAUGACGAUAAUUCAUCACCUCUUUUUUUUUCUUAUUGUUUUAUUCCAAUGAUGGAUAUUCGUCAUGGCUCCCUAAUAAAUAAUAAGAAAAAUAUUUCAUUGGUUAGGUUGUAGAAAAAUGAUGGAUGCAUACUGACAUCAUGGGUAUUUCCAUAAAAAGUAAUUCUUGUGGGUGAACUCCGAAUAGCGGUGCUUUCUUUUGUAGUUCCUCUAGUAACCUACGGGCAAAUCCAGGCAUUUUUUUUUUUUUUUUACAGAAAACAACAUUGGUUUCAAGGAAAUAAAUAAAAAAGGCCCUUUUCGUAUUAUAAUUUUUUAUUGACUGAAACCUUACCUACUUUACAAAGUUAGCCUGUCAUUUUUUUCCUG
Mucor mucedo is the source of this 1820-nucleotide messenger RNA. RefSeq names its product camp-dependent protein kinase 8. Gene Ontology annotation, cellular component: cAMP-dependent protein kinase complex; nucleus. Bases 113 to 1420 code for a protein of 435 amino acids. NCBI's taxonomy places the organism in Eukaryota, Fungi, Mucoromycota, Mucoromycetes, Mucorales, Mucoraceae. Gene Ontology annotation, biological process: peptidyl-serine phosphorylation. The transcript has 7 exons. The record is from RefSeq and is a predicted model, not a curated record. Gene Ontology annotation, molecular function: cAMP-dependent protein kinase activity; ATP binding.